Solanum stenotomum is the source of this 795-nucleotide messenger RNA. RefSeq lists its product as uncharacterized. The coding region runs from base 1 to 795 and encodes 264 amino acids. NCBI's taxonomy places the organism in Eukaryota, Viridiplantae, Streptophyta, Magnoliopsida, Solanales, Solanaceae. Gene Ontology annotation, molecular function: zinc ion binding; nucleic acid binding. The transcript has 3 exons. The record is from RefSeq and is a predicted model, not a curated record.
AUGGCUAAUACAAAGGAAAAUGAUAGGAGGAAUGAGGAAGACAAUAUGGAUCAAGAGGUUCAUCCCCAAGCUCCUCCUCAAGCUUCAAUUGAUUCUCUAGUUGAGAAUGUUACUCAUGUGGAGUUUAGGGCGGCCUUUCAAGUUUUAGCUAAAGCCUUGACGGCUCAAGUCAAUAAGGAAGUUGUUGCUCCUGUGAAUCCUAAUUUGAAUUCCACGACUUUAAGAGAUUUGACUAAUACAAGGGCAAAUGCUAUGAGGAAUGAGGAAGAUAAUGUGGAUCUAGAGAUUCCUCCCCAAGCUCCCCCUCAAGCUCUGGUUGAUCCUCUAGCUGAGAAUUUUACUCAUGCGGAGUUUAAGGCGGCCUUUCAAGAAUCGAAACUCAAGGAAGAGAAAUUUAGGGAGAAAAAGAGGUCUAGGAUAGAUGAUGAUAAGUCCUUUCACAAUGAGUCUGAUGGACAUGGUCACUCUAUGAAGCGAAAUUUUUUUUCCGGGCAAGGUUCUGCUAAUGCUUCUAAGUAUAAGAAAGAGAGUGUGUCUAACCCUAAGCCAACUAGAUUUGGUAAUGAGCCCCAAUGGCCUACUUGUUCUAGAUGUGGAAAGAGACAUGAGGUUAGGUGUUUUGCCGGUAGAGAGGGUUGCUUUAGUUGUGGUAAGAGUGGCCACAAGAUGAAAGAUUGUCCAAAUGUAAAGGCUAUAAGAAAAGAGUGUAAACAAAUUUCUCUUAGUGGUUUAGAUGGGGAUGCUCCAAAGAAAAAUAGUUUCUAUGCUCUUCAAGAUACAUAUGAACAUGAGUGA